This is a messenger RNA of Lathyrus sativus (Indian pea), 603 nucleotides long. Lineage: Eukaryota; Viridiplantae; Streptophyta; Magnoliopsida; Fabales; Fabaceae. The record is from the annotation of a GenBank genome assembly.
AUGCCAAACACCAAAAACCAACGUAACAGUCCGGUGGAAACUCACCGGCGAGGCAAAUUAACAGGGAAAUCAUCUUCUUUUUACGGUCACACUUCCUCCACGGCGGCUACGUUGGCCACUGCUCAAAUUCGGCGGCCGAAAACGAUGCCGGAACUCGUACUAGACAGAAAGCGUGCAGCAAAGACGACGACGACGCCGGAGAUUUUCCCGAGACAGCCGUCGAAGUUGCUGCUCAAGGUUACGAUGAUGGGGAGCCUUGGUCCUGUCCAAGUGUUGAUGACACCAGAAUCGACAGCUGGAGAUUUGAUUGCGGCGGCGGUGCGCCUAUACGUUAAAGAAGGCCGCCGUCCAAUCUUGCCGUCGAAUGAAGCUUCCCGCUUCGAUCUCCAUUACUCUCAGUUCAGCUUAGAAAGUUUGGAUAGAAAUGAGAAACUGAGGGAAAUUGGAUCAAGAAAUUUCUUUAUGUGUCCGAAGAAGUUUGGAGAGGGUGAGAAUAAUGGUGGAGAGAGUAGCGUAACGGCGUCGUCUGGAACAUGUUCGAGAGAAGCGGGGAAAGCGAGCAAAGGUUUUGGUUUGUUAAGGUGUAUGGAUUUCUUGCUGUGA